Drosophila takahashii is the source of this 5399-nucleotide messenger RNA. It is a transcript of the gene Usp47, whose product is annotated as ubiquitin specific protease 47. Gene Ontology annotation, biological process: protein deubiquitination. The record is from RefSeq and is a predicted model, not a curated record. NCBI's taxonomy places the organism in Eukaryota, Metazoa, Arthropoda, Insecta, Diptera, Drosophilidae. Gene Ontology annotation, molecular function: cysteine-type deubiquitinase activity. Gene Ontology annotation, cellular component: nucleus; cytosol.
CCAGCAGUCACUCUAGAGCAACUCUGCAAAACAGCCGCAGCGGAACAACAAAAAAACAUUUGUAAAAAUGACCCGACUAGCCUCGUUUUAAGCGGAUUCAAAGUGCACCGAGAGGAAGCCAGGCGCAGGAGCAGAGCAGCAGGACAGGAUUAGGAUCAGGAUCAGAGGAACUGGAUCGUCGGCCAAACAGGCGCAUUUCCCCCCGCAGCCCACACUCACGCACACAAACAACCGUAUACCGCAGUAUUUUCACACACACACACUUGAGGAUUUUCACCACCAUCAACUGAAGUCGCCGCAGCCAGGACAUGACGGAUAAGGAGAGCGAGCAGUGCACCGUCUCGGUCUUUGACCAGACGCCCGGCUCGGAGCAAAAGAAGAUCAACGUGGUGGUCCGCUCCCAUUUCACGGUGAAGCGUGUGAUCGACCUGAUCGGCACCCAGUUUCCCUACGGCAAGUUCGAGCUCCUGUUGCAACCACACGAGAACAAGGAUCUGGUCAAUCUAAAUGCUUUGGAAUCCCAGCUGUUUUACGAUGUGGCUGGUUUUGAGCGGCAGCUCAAGAAUCACUUGAUACUACUGCCCGCCGGCAGUUGGGAUGGCGACGUGGCCAAGCGCUUUGAGUUGCCCAUCAAGAAAGUGGUCGUUAAAAAGGUUAUAAAGUCGACUGACGGGGAAAAGGCCAAGAGUCCAGCCACCGGCGAAACGAAGAAGAAACGCGUGGUGGGUGAGAAAACGAAGAAAAAGCCAGCAUCUGGAUCUUCCUCGCCAAGCAAAACAAAAACCGCGACUGAGGAAUCCAACGUGAGUUCGGAAUCGAGCCCAGAAAAGAGUUCGAAACCCAAACCCGUUGCAGAAGAAGCUCCCAAGGCGAGUCCGGAGGAAAGUCCCGAGGUUUCUACGGAGGCGAGCGCCAAAGUCAUUUCCCCGGAGAGUCCGGUGGCCAAGAAGACGGCAAAAGUCACUGCGAAAGCCAACCUUGAGUUGCUCAGUCCACUGCAGCCGUCGUCACCCAUUAAGGAGCUGGAUUGCGAACCCAUAGACACGAUAAGCAAGCAGCAGCUCACCGAGCAACUGCAACUGUAUCCACAAGGUCGCAACCUCAUCUCGCCGGUGGACGAUGCUCCCUCGGACCUGUUCAUCUCGGAUGCCGAGCAGUUGUCCGACGACGACCUCGCACUGGGUGCCUCAGCCAGUCCAACUAAUCUCGGGCCGGGCUACGAUUUCGGGGCACCAACUGGAGACUCGGACGCCGAGGGUGUGAGCGCCGGAGUGGUGGAUCCAUCUGCGAUCGGACAAGAGGAUGAUCCGCUUCCGGCUCUGUCGAACUUCUAUCGCCGAAAGUACGGAGGCGAUGAGUUGCCCGCCUGGCAGAGGGCCAACGCCACUGCCGCGGACUUUGUGUCCUCGGCCACCACGGAAACGUCGGAGUCAGAGACACCGGCACACCGGCAGACGAACGGCGGACCCAAGGGCUAUGUUGGUCUGGUGAAUCAGGCCAUGACCUGCUACCUAAACAGCUUGCUGCAGGCGCUGUUUAUGACGCCCGAGUUCCGGAAUGCCCUGUAUCGCUGGGAGUUCGACAACGACAACGAGGCCAAGAACAUACCCUACCAACUGCAGAAGCUUUUCCUCAAUCUGCAAACCUCUCCCAAGGCAGCGGUGGAAACCACCGACCUGACCCGCAGCUUUGGCUGGGACUCGACGGAGGCCUGGCAGCAGCACGACAUCCAGGAACUGUGCCGCGUUAUGUUCGACGCCCUGGAGCACAAGUUCAAGAACACCAAGCAGGCCAAUCUCAUUUCCAACCUGUACGAGGGCAAGAUGAACGAUUAUGUCAAGUGUUUGGAGUGCAAUACGGAGAAGACGCGCGAGGACACCUUCCUGGACAUCCCGCUGCCGGUGCGUCCGUUUGGCAGCAGCUCCGCCUACGGCAGCAUCGAGGAGGCCCUGCGCGCCUUCGUCCAACCGGAGACGCUCGACGGCAACAACCAGUAUCUGUGCGAGAAGUGCAAAAAGAAAUGCGACGCCCACAAGGGGCUGCACUUCAAGUCCUUCCCCUACAUCCUCACGCUGCACCUGAAGCGCUUCGAUUUUGACUACCAGACCAUGCACCGCAUCAAGUUGAACGACAGAGUAACUUUCCCGCAGACGCUCAACCUGAACACGUUCGUCAAUCGGACCGCCAAUAGCGGCGAGCAGAACUCUCAGCUGAACGGCACUGUGGACGAUUGCAGCACGGCGGACAGUGGCUCGGCCAUGGAGGACGACAACCUGAGCAGCGGCGUGGUGACCACGGCGAGCUCCAGUCAGCACGAGAACGAUUUGAACGACGAGGACGAGGGCAUCGACAUGAGCAGCAGCACCAGCAAGAGCGCCAAGCAGGGAUCCGGACCGUAUUUGUACGAACUAUUUGCCAUCAUGAUCCAUUCGGGCAGUGCAUCGGGUGGCCACUACUAUGCUUAUAUCAAGGACUUUGACAACAACGAGUGGUUCUGCUUCAACGAUCAGAAUGUGUCCACUAUCACCCAAGAGGACAUCCAGCGUUCGUUUGGCGGACCCAAUGGCAGCUACUAUUCGAGUGCCUACACCUCCAGCACCAAUGCGUACAUGUUGAUGUAUCGGCAGGUGGACGCCAAGCGAAACGAACAGGUCGCCAAGGUGGCCGACUUUCCGGAGCACAUCAAAACGCUGCUGCCGAAGCUGCACUCGGAGGAGGAGACGCGCGUGACUCGCCUGGGCAGGCACAUCACGGUUACGGAUCUGGCCCUACCCGAUUUGUACAAGCCGCGCGUCUACUUUUAUAAUCCCUCCCUGAAGAAGAUGAAGAUCACCAGGGUGUAUGUAUCGCAGAGUUUCGACGUCAAUUUGGUGCUGAUGUCGGCCUACGAAAUGCUGAAUGUGGAGCAAUUUGCCCCGAUUUCGCGCUGUCGUCUGGUCGCUUACAACUCCACAAUGGACACGAUUAUCCAGUCAUUGGAGAACUGCACCGACCCGGGACUAACCGAGUUGCGCGCCUCGCAGAACUACAGCCUGGACUUUUUGCUAGAGUACCGGGCCGAGGAUCAGCAGUUCGAGACAUACGCCCCGGAUGGCAUCACUUGGUAUGUGUUUAAGGUAGAUCUAUCGACCAUGGCGAUGGACGGUCCCUUCCUGGUUUACUCAGCAGCGCGGGAGCGGGAGGCCAGCGAGGUGCUUCGUCGCUCCAUCGCAAUCCGUUUGCAUGUUAACGAGCAGCAGUUCCUACUCGCCACGGUGCGCGGCACGGUGCCGAAGGCCUUCGUCGCCUACGAUCCCCAUCCGUCGCCCGAGGCGCUGCAGCAUCUCCAGAACCUGGCCAACACCCAGUUCAAGUCCAUAACAUACUUCUACUUGAACGUCCCCAACACGGAUGCCGCGACCCUCGAGAUGUUGGGUGUGCCCAGCGUGGAGUCAAUCGAGUCUGCCAGCGGUGGUGAUGUGGUGGAUGCCGCCAUGAUGAAUGGCGCAGCAGCGAGUCACGAGUCCUCCGGCAAUGACUGCGAUUGGAGGCGGUACAAACGGGAUCUGCUGGAGCCGCUGGCCCAACCCAGUCCCAGUCACGGCCACGAGUCGAACUCGGAGGACAGCAGCCUGAGCGAUGGCGACCGCACUCUGGUGGAGACGGAGAACCUGGCACAUCGCGGCGGUGGCGACAGUCAAGUCAGUUCCACCAGUCAUUCGCCGCAACUGUCUAGCCCCGAGGACGAGGCAGCCUCACACGAUGCCAUGAUGCGGGUGCAUGCGUAUUGCAAUGGAAACGGCAGCUAUGCGGCGGCCGAUGUGGUGGAUCCCCUGCUCCUGCCCCCCAGCACCAACCACUUCUUCCACGCCACAAAGGUGGAGUGCGUGGACGUAGUGGGCACAGGCUCUAGUUCGGGCCACCAGUCCGACGAGGAGGCUGCGCUGCGGAGACCCACGCGUGCCUACAAACUUCUGGUGGGCACACACAUGCGCAUGGUCGCCUUUAAGCGCCACAUCGAGCAGCUCAUUCAAGUGCCCAGCGCCUACUUUAAGCUGCAGCGCAAGCACGACAACAAUCUGUCCAGCAACCAGAACAACUCGUUGGUUCUGCUCACCGAGGGCGAAACACUGACGGUGGAGCUGGGCAAGAAUCUGGAACAGGACGAGUACAAGGCCAAGAUACACUUUCUGCGACUGGCGGACAUCGAUAACGAAACGUCCAAGCUGCCCUGCGUCUGCGAGUGGGUCUACAACGCCAACACCACCGUGGAGCAGGCCAAGCAGGAGCUGGUGGCCAAGCUGCACCGCAUGGACGCCAAGUAUGCCACGCUCUCGGUGGAGAACUGCCGCAUCUGGCUGAAGGGCGGGCGAACUCCCAUCAAGAUCCUGGCCAACGAGGAAACGCUCUACUGCGACAUGCGCUCCACCAUCGCAGCUGAGUUUAUUGUGCAGGAGUGCGAGGAGGGUGUGAAUCCGCAACCCAAGGACGACUCUCUGACCAUAUUUGUUAGACGCUGGUGUCCGGCUAAAAUGGAGUUUGGAAAGUUCCAAGAAAUCACUUUGGACCAGGACAGCGAAAUGAGGCAUUCAUUAUCACAGAUCAGCAACAUCACAAUGGACAAACUGAGCUAUAUGAAGGUGAACAGCAACUUCCCCUGCACAAGCAUAUCGGCGUUAAGUGUCAACGAGUCCAGCAGUUGGUACGCGGUGCCCUGCAGCCUGGACAAAUAUCCGCUGAACGCCUCACAGACGGGCAACAUCUACCUUUACCAAGAUAGGACCGUACCUGCGCGCGAGCUGACGCUGGAUGAGCGACGACAGAUGAACGCCAGGGAGAAGGCUCGCCUGGAUCGAGUGGGCUGUGUGUCCACCACGCGAUACUCGCAGCGUCGGGAACGCGCCCUGAAGAUCUACCUGGACUCGCCGGAGAAGUCGAGCAACGUGACCGCCUCGGCACCGAUGGACGUGCAUGUCAACAAUUAGUCUGGCCAACGAAAAACAAAAGUACACCAAACCAUGUAUGUAAGCGACGGCAGACCAUUAAAUCCCAGAUCCUUUUUUAAUCAACGGCCACACAUCUUUGUCGGCUGCAAGUGCUGGUCGUCGUGUUUUCUGUACUUCACCCGCAGCAAUUGCGUAUUUUGUUCUGUUGUUUAUUUUGUUUGACGCAAGGGGAAAGAGUCGGCGGGAUGGGCCAGAGCAUAAGUAUAUGGAUUGGAUUGGAAUGGAUCUGGGAUCGACAGCAUAACGAAGUUAUUCUUGCAACUUUCGUAAUACAAGAGUUCAAAGAUGAGACUGUAAAAUUUAAACUAAAAAUGCAAGAAAUCUAAAUUACAAAUUGUAUAAUGUGAAUGUGAACAUCAAAACUAAAUUAAAAGUAUAAAAUAAACACACAACUCUCAAGUGCAUUUAUUACAA